GCCAGAUUGCAUGGACGGGCCUGUUUCAAAGAUAGUGGAAUUGGAGGAAACGUAACAAAAGGGGAUUUUGAAAUGCAUCAGUCAGAUGGAAUUUUGAGACGCGCUUAACGUAUGCCUUUCUUGGAAUAAGCAUGAAGCUUCCAGAACACAUUCCGCUUCUGAAGGUCCUUUUCCUGGCACAUUUCAGCUUCACUGUAGGACUACAAAAAGCUCCUCGAAUCACGACCUUGCUGGAGACCGUGGAUGUGUUGCUGGAUCACAACGCUACGUUCAUCUGUGAAGUCCUUUCAUACCCCCCGGCCGACAUAACAUGGACACGCAAUAAUAUUCAGAUUCGUCCCUAUGAUUCCCGCUACCUGACCAGAGAAAAUGGCCAGAUGCUUAUCAUUCCCAAUGCAAAAGACACUGACAAUGGGGAGUACUGCUGCAUCGCUGACAAUGGAAUCGGAGAGCCUGCCAAAAGCUGUGGGGCCCUGCAAAUGAAAAUGAAGCCCGAAAUCAAGAGGCAUCCCACUAAUGUGACGCUGCUCAUUGACUCAAAGGCGGUGUUACCCUGUGUGACUCUGGGGAACCCGAAACCCCAUAUUUCCUGGAUCAAAGAUGAUGAUCUUGUGAAGAUUAAUGAUCGCAUAUCCAUUCUGGAUUAUGGAGCCUUAAAAAUUCAUAACAUCAAGAAGGAAGAUGCAGGCCAUUACCGUUGUGUGGCAAGGAAUAGCUUUGGAAUCGCUUUCUCAAGACUUGUGACAAUUGAAGUUCAGGCUCCUGCCAGGAUAUUAAAAGUCCCAAAAGAGAAACGGGUUGCUUUUGGGACAGAAGUGAAGCUUGAGUGUAAUGCCACCGGAAAUCCCGUCCCUACUAUAACAUGGCUGGAAAAUGGAAAUACUAUAUUGGGAGCCUCGAUAGAGGAGACGCUGGUUGGAGAGGUUAUCGUCUCCGUGCUCCGAGUUGUGGCAAACCGGCCCUCUCUGUACACCUGCCUGGCGACCAACCACCACAGCGGGGGGGCUAACACGGUGAAGGCCACAGCCAAGGUCACUGUCUCAGAAUGGAGACUGUACAAGGGCACCCUGGGAUUCUGCAGCCCGUACCGGGGUGGUGUGUGCAGAGGGUCGCGGGGUCAGGACGCGCUGGUGUUCUUUAACUCCUCCCUGCCCGACCCGGAGGACUCGCAGGAGUUCCUGGCCCAGAAUGCCCUGGGGAAGCUGGAGGAGGUGGGCUCAUUAUGCCGCCCUGCCGCACGCGCUUUGAUGUGCCACCACAUCUUCCAGGAGUGCAAUCCGACAGGCCUCGGCCCCGCCCCCAAACCCGUCUGCAGAGAGCACUGCCUGGCAGUGCAGCACCUGUACUGUCAGAGGGACUGGGCCUCCAUGGAGGACAGCUUCACCCAAGGCCUCUACAGCCCAGGAGCGAGAGCCCCCUUACCCAACUGCCUGCUCCUGCCCAGCCAACAGACCGCUCCCUCUCUCUGCACAGCCAUCCCGUUUGUGGACAUCGAGAGAGAUCAAGUCACAAAAAAAUGUUAUAACGAAAGAGGACGCUUUUACCAAGGCUCAGUCAAUGUGACAAGUUCUGGAUUUCUAUGUCAGAAGUGGAGCCAUCAGGAUCCUCACCUCCACCAGCUCUCCCCGGACAUUAUUCCUGAGUUGCGGAAUGCUGAGAACUACUGCCGAAAUCCCGGCGGAGAGAGGGAGAGGCCCUGGUGCUACACCACCGAUCCGCUUCUCCGACGGGAAUAUUGCAACGUUCCUAAAUGUGGUGAUGUGUUCAUCACUGAGUCCUCGUUUCCUGAACACGUCACCCCUCCGUCCACGUCUCCCACCUACUCCAUGAGCGUCAUCAUAUUCCUCAUCCUGGGCUUCGCGGUCGCGGCCUGCUUCAUCAUCAUCGCACUCAGCUGUCGGAGACGGAAGAAACUCUGGAAGAGCAGAAAAAGGGAAAUGGAAACUUCGGCACUAACCGCUCUGCCAUCAGAACUCUUACUGGACAGACUGCAUCCCAAUCCAAUGUACCAACGCUUGCCACUCCUGCUCAACUCCAAACUCCUCAGUCUGGAGUAUCCCCGGAACAACAUUGAGUACGUUAGAGACAUCGGAGAAGGUGCCUUUGGGAGAGUUUUCCAAGCAAGGGCCCCGGGCCUGCUCCCGGCUGAGCCCUUCACCAUGGUGGCGGUGAAGAUGCUGAAGGAGGAGGCCUCUGCUGACAUGCAGAAUGACUUCCAGAGAGAGGCCGCACUCAUGGCCGAGUUUGACCACCCCAACAUCGUCAGGCUCCUCGGGGUGUGUGCGGUAGGGAAGCCCAUGUGUUUGAUGUUUGAGUACAUGGCCUACGGAGACCUGAAUGAGUACCUGCGGCGUUGCUCCCCAGGCCCCCAGGGAAGCACAAGCGAGGCCAGCCUAUCAGGCCACAGAGUCUCCCCGGACCUGCGGCCGACCAGCCUAUCAGACCACAGAGUCUCCCCCAACUUGCGGCCGACCAGCCUAUCAGACCACAGAGUCUCCCCCGACCUGCAGCCGGCCCGCCUCACCUGCCUGGACCAGCUGUACAUCUCCCAGCAGGUGGCCGCAGGCAUGGCCUACCUCUCAGAGCGCAAGUUCGUCCACCGCGACCUGGCCACGCGCAACUGCCUGGUGGGGGAGAGCCUGACGGUGAAGAUCGCCGACUUCGGCCUCUCCAGGAACAUCUACUCGGCGGAUUACUACAAGGCCAAUGAGAACGAUGCCAUCCCCAUCCGCUGGAUGCCGCCGGAGUCCAUCUUCUACAACCGCUACACCAGCGAGUCGGACGUCUGGGCCUACGGCGUGGUGCUGUGGGAGAUCUUCUCCGACGGGAUGCAGCCCUACUUCGGCAUGGCCCACGAGGAGGUCAUCUACUACGUGCGGGACGGGAACGUCCUGGCCAGCCCGGAGAACUGCCCUCUGGAGCUUUACAGCCUGAUGAGGCUGUGCUGGAGCACACACCCCACCGACCGGCCCAGCUUCGCCAGCAUCCAUCGCAUCCUGGAGCGCAUGCACCAGCAAACACUCCACGCCAGCCAGCCCUGAAGGACCACAGAGGCCCCUUUCUGCUCCAGCCUUCCUACAUACGGACACCCAGCACGGGCCCGGCGGUCACCAUCCGUCAACAAGGAGUACAUUUCCCUGCUGAAAAAAAAACAGCUCAAGCUUGGUCUUGAAACAGCUGAUAGCUGGUUGACCAGUUCAGAACAGCUCUGUACUCAACAUGGUUUGUCCAGCUCAAGCUAUGUUUUGAAACAGCUGGUAGUUGUUCAUUUCAAGUUGAUCAUAGCUGGAUUUUACACCAGGGUUGUCUUUGCAAUAUGAUAGUAGAGAGGAUGUUGGCUAUGGGCAAGAAUCAUAGAAGAUGACCACUGUCUUGGGUGACCACAAACUCAUUUUGUGUUAGACUGAAGAAAACUUGAACAGAGGGUUUAGAGGUCCUUGACUGUAGUGGCCUUGGAGUGUUGAGCCCAGGUCAGUAAAUGUGGUUACCAAAGAAAUGCCAUUCCUGUUGUGGUGAUUAUCUCUGUUAUGGAAGGACAUUUCAUCCAACAAACAGUUGGUUUCAAGCACCAGCAGGAGAGUGGAAUAUUGUCAGUGUUAGACCACAUAUAAUAGUUGCCUUUUGCGUGUUGUUUAUUUUUGUUGUUGUGUUUGCUUUAAUCACACAAGUGUACGUAUAUACCCAUCUGUUGCUAUUCUGGGAAGUGGAGCGAGGACAAUGCUGACACGUGUGAACUUCACUCAAAUCUAUUUGGCUGUUAUGUGCAGUUUACAUAGUAAAUACUGACUUAUCUCACUAAUAUAUGUAAGCAUAUUUGAGUCAAAACGCCAUAAUUUAUAUGGAAAGGGUUGUAUUCCAAAAAUGGCACAUAAUCACUUUAAGCUUUUUGUUGUCUACUUCUGUUGUUCAUGAUGUUAUUCCACAAUGGGAUGUCUUCAUAUAGUUUCUGUACUUGUAUCCCUUUACUGUAUUGCAGUUAUCAUGCAACAAUCCUUUUUAAAGAGCUUCAGUAACUUUGAUGAUCCAUCCAUUAUCUAAACGCUUCUUCCUGGUCUGGGAUGUGGAAGGGCAGGACCUUACUGGGCGAGAGGCAGGAACACACCCUGGGCAGAUUGGCAAUCCAUCGGUCCGUCUUGCUGUGAAGCAACAAUGUCCACUUCACUGCUGAAUUUUCACCAGUUAAAAGAUAUUUUGGCUGCUUUCAUUUUCAUUUUGAUCUGGAGUCUCGAGUAUUGACCCAAGCAUGAGAGAAGUUUGAGCCAGAAAUGUAAGCAAUUCAAUAUUUUUACAGACUCCAUCCAUAGUGCUACCUGAAAUGAAUUUGCUAGCAAUCCGCAUGCCGUUGAAUAAAUUGGUGUGGUGUGGUUAUAACCAAAAUCAUUACAAUAUCUUGUUGGGAUGUUUAUAGUUUAUUUGCUUUAUUUGGAUCCCCAUUAGUCACUAAAUGUGCUCGAUCUUCCGACUAGAAUUAAUACACCCAAUUUUUAUUUGCACAUUUUUAUUGGGUGUCUGAUGCUUUGUAACUAUUAAACAAAUAUAAAUGUAUUUUGGCAUUUGCUCAAGUGGAGGCAUCAUGUUAAGCAAACAAUUAAAGGUUCCUGCUUUGACAUUUACAUUAAGGUGAAUGUGCUAUUGACAUGAAGCUCAAUUAUUGAAGGGUCCCCUAAUGAGAAACCUUGGCAGGGCAUUAUGUUUUAUUUUUUUCAGCGUGAUCACAGAUGUGCUAUAUGAAACACAUUCACAUGCACACUGAUUAUAGCAAUAUACACACAUGCAUGUAUUUUUUCAUCGGUAUUUACCUUAUGCAUUUCAGAAUACAGUUCUAUGGAUGUCGUAAAUAUACUGUAUGUCCUUACAUAGAUGUUUAUGUAGUUCAAUUAUUGUUCAGUUGUUCAAUUAUAUUAUAGUGAUCAUAAAUACACUAAUAUAUUUUUAUUUUGCAAUGAGUGAUUUUUUUAAAGCAUUGACACAGUAUGUAUCAAAGUUAUUGUUAAGUAAUAGUUACAGUAUGUGGCUCCUGCACUGCUGGCAUUAAAAAUAUGUGAGACAGAUGGCGCUGUUUCACAACAAUUUCACAAGAUUUCAAUAAACCUGUA
This is a messenger RNA of Conger conger (European conger), 5096 nucleotides long. It is a transcript of the gene musk, whose product is annotated as muscle, skeletal, receptor tyrosine kinase. Gene Ontology annotation, biological process: protein phosphorylation; multicellular organism development; cell surface receptor protein tyrosine kinase signaling pathway. The record is from RefSeq and is a predicted model, not a curated record. The transcript is spliced from 17 exons. NCBI's taxonomy places the organism in Eukaryota, Metazoa, Chordata, Actinopteri, Anguilliformes, Congridae. Gene Ontology annotation, cellular component: signaling receptor complex. Gene Ontology annotation, molecular function: transmembrane receptor protein tyrosine kinase activity; protein binding; ATP binding. The coding region runs from base 132 to 3041 and encodes 969 amino acids.